AGCAGAGCUCGGAACCCCGCGGCCCGAAAGGAAGAAGAGAUGAACAGCCGCAGGUCGGAGCGCCCAGCCCAGUGGACUUCGAGCCGCCCCCAGGAUCCCAGAAGCGGCCUUAGCGGCUGCCGCCAACCACGAUAGCUGCCCGUUGUCCCCUGCGAGUGACGAGGAGGGCCGAAGCUCGGUGCCACCUGCUCGCCACUGCGCACCGGGGGCCCCCCGUCUGCUGCAGGAAACUGCAGGUUGUGCAGGUCUGGGUCUCGUCUUUGGAAGAACGAACAGAAAGAAAACUAAGACCAGGUUCCAGUGACCGGUUCCCCUAGUUCUCCGCGCUUUGGAAAGCUCGUUCUGCUCCCGAUCGCGAAAAAUUGGCCGUCACGGAGACGCGACUCGGAGACUGCACAGGCUGGGCCAACGGGACGAGACUGAAGAAGGCAGGUUGGAGGCGAGUCCAGAAGAUCUGAGGCUUGACCCUGGGAGCUUUACGGGGCUGUCCCAGCAUCGCCUAACAACAGAGCUCGCUCGAUCCUUGCUCGACUGGAGCGCUGCAAAGUGACCCGGCCCGCCGGCCCCCGCCAUGUCCACCCCCGGGGCUAAUACGUCGGACCCGUCGGUCCCUAACCGGGUGAACAGCCCGGUGACCAUCCCGGCGGUGAUGUUCAUCUUCGGGGUAGUGGGCAACCUGGUGGCCAUCGUGGUGCUGUGCAAGUCGCGCAAGGAGCAGAAGGAAACCACCUUCUACACGCUGGUGUGCGGGCUGGCGGUCACCGACCUGCUGGGCACUUUACUGGUGAGCCCGGUGACCAUCGCCACGUACAUGAAGGGCCAGUGGCCGGGGGACCAGGCGCUGUGUGAGUACAGCACCUUCAUCCUGCUCUUCUUCGGCCUGUCGGGGCUUAGCAUCAUCUGUGCCAUGAGCAUCGAGCGCUACCUGGCCAUCAACCACGCCUAUUUCUACAGCCACUACGUGGACAAGCGUCUGGCGGGUCUCACCCUCUUCGCCGUCUAUGCGUCCAACGUGCUCUUCUGCGCGCUGCCCAACAUGGGCCUCGGCCACUCGCGGCUCCAGUACCCCGACACCUGGUGCUUCAUCGACUGGACGUCCAACGUGACGGCGCACGCCGCCUUCUCCUACAUGUACGCGGGCUUCAGCUCCUUCCUCAUCCUCGCCACGGUGCUCUGCAACGUGCUGGUGUGCUGCGCGCUGCUCCGCAUGCACCGCCAGUUCAUGCGCCGCACCUCGCUGGGCACCGAGCAGCACCACGCGGCCGCCGCCGCCGCCGCCGCCGCCCUGGCCUCGGCCGCCACCACCAGCCGGGGACCCCAGGCCGCCGCCGCCGCCUCCUCCUCCCCCGCCCUGUCGCGCCUCGGCGACUUUCGCCGCCGCCGGAGCUUCCGCCGCAUCGCGGGCGCCGAGAUCCAGAUGGUCAUCCUGCUGAUCGCCACCUCCCUGGUGGUGCUCAUCUGCUCCAUCCCGCUCGUGGUGCGAGUGUUCAUCAACCAGCUCUACCGGCCAGUUUCGGAAAAAGACAUCAGCAAAAACCCGGAUCUGCAGGCUAUCCGCAUCGCUUCCGUGAACCCCAUCCUGGACCCCUGGAUUUACAUCCUGCUGCGGAAGACGGUGCUCAGUAAGGCCAUCGAGAAGAUCAAAUGCCUCUUCUGCCGCAUCGGGGGGUCCCGCCGGGAGCGCGCGGGGCCGCCCUGCUCGGAGAGUCGGAGGACGUCGUCGGCCCUGUCCAGCCACUCGCGCUCCUUCCUGUCCCGGGAGCUGCGGGAGGUCAGCAGCACCUCGCAGACGCUGCUCUACCUGCCCGAGCUCAGCGAGGGCGGCCUGGGGGGCAGGAGCUUGCUGCCCGGGGUGCCGGGCGUGGGCCUGCACCACGUGGAGAGCACGUCGCUGAGGACUUUGCGAAUCUCAGAGACCUCGGACUCGUCCCAGGGCUCCGAGCGGGUGCUCCUGGUGGACGAGGUCGCGGGCCGGAGCGGGGCCGCGCCCGCCCCGAAGGCCAGCUCCCUGCAAGUCACGUUUCCCAACGAACCCCUGAACUUCUCCGAAAAAUGUAUCUAGGCGCCCCGGGGAAGGGAAGAAACCCGGUUCUUCGGUGGCACCUAAAGGCCAGCGCUUUGUUGACUCGCUGUCCAGGGCAGCUGGAGCUGGGAGCACUUUUCAGACAAAUUCAUGCCCGUGGGGCCGUCGGAGGGCGUCCCCCCUCCACUCCCUUGCGCUCUCCGUGACACGCAGGAUUCCACGACUUGCCCCGGGGACACAGGUCACAACUCUUGAGGGCUGAGAAGUCUGACUCCGUUUCUCUACCUGAUGGAGAGGGUGGGGGGGAAGUUUGGCCAUUUUCGUGACGUCCAAAGUUGCGUCCUGCACAGAGCAGGCCCGGGACCAAGGGCUCUAUUCCAGUACACGAGGAGGGUUAGCUAGCGAGCGGUAUGGUUGGACUGGCACUCAAGCAUGAAAUGUGAAUUUUAUUGUUGUAAAUAUGAUUUCAGGUAUUUAAGGUGUUUCUUCUCUGUGAGAAGGUUUGUUGUUAAUACAAGGUAUAAUAAAAUUGUGGUAACCCCUCCCCCCUGUUAACCAGCUGAAGUUGCAGACGUCAGAAUUUAUUUUAUGAACCAAGUCAAGCGGAAGUUUUAGAAAUUCACAAACUACUAUCUAUAAAAUCAGUAUCAAAACCUUUUAAGUUAGGGUUUAAUGCGAUUAAACGAAUAAAGAAAAAUACUAUUUGACAUUCAGAGAACAAUCCAAGAUAUCAUUUACUAAGCUGUAAUAAGCAGUUGGGAACAUUGCUGAUGCUCCAUUUAUUCAUUCAGAAAACUGAUUUCGGGAGAACCUAGCACACUAGUAACAUUUUUUUUAUUUUUGUCCCCAUUAACUGGAACUUUUACAAAUGUAACAUAAAUUUUAAAGAAUCUUUCCUGAACGGCCUUUGAAGUAUAUAGUAGAAAAAUGAGUCUCAACCUCUGACUUUCCUCUUGAAAGCAUGCAGUUUGACUUUUCUAAGAAAUGAUGUAGAAUGUCCCUUACAAGUUGCGGGGAAAGGCAGCCGGCACCCUAAGGACGUUCAGAAAGUGUUUGUGAGAUGUGGGAAGUUAGGUGAAUUAGCCCUUCACAGAGUCCUACGUGUUGGCCAGAUGAAGAGGUGUAGCACUUGUCUGAGUAAGAUUCACCUCCUACCAGUCUCAUGAAACACCCCAGUGAUGCUGGGCUUACUUGAAGGGCCUUUAUCAAAGAAAUAUUAAGCAUGUUUUGCUGCUUAAAGUGUUUUUGUGAAUUGCUUGGUUGUAAUUAAAUUGAGCCUGUUAAGUGAUAAGAAGCAGUUGUACCAACUGAAAAUCUUUUGGAGACUAUAGUUAAAUAAAUGCUCUCAAUCUGAG
Sorex araneus (European shrew) is the source of this 3378-nucleotide messenger RNA. It is a transcript of the gene PTGER4, whose product is annotated as prostaglandin E receptor 4. Gene Ontology annotation, cellular component: plasma membrane. Gene Ontology annotation, biological process: positive regulation of cytosolic calcium ion concentration; negative regulation of inflammatory response; cellular response to prostaglandin E stimulus. The coding region runs from base 572 to 2062 and encodes 496 amino acids. Gene Ontology annotation, molecular function: prostaglandin E receptor activity. The transcript is spliced from 3 exons. Lineage: Eukaryota; Metazoa; Chordata; Mammalia; Eulipotyphla; Soricidae. The record is from RefSeq and is a predicted model, not a curated record.